Trichoderma harzianum CBS 226.95 is the source of this 750-nucleotide messenger RNA. RefSeq lists its product as hypothetical. The coding region runs from base 316 to 534 and encodes 72 amino acids. The record is from RefSeq and is a predicted model, not a curated record. The transcript has a single exon. NCBI's taxonomy places the organism in Eukaryota, Fungi, Ascomycota, Sordariomycetes, Hypocreales, Hypocreaceae.
AAAAAAACAGAAAAAAUGGCCUGUGUUUGCUGGCGAGGGAGGCAAAUGUCGAGGCCGGGGCAUAUUUGGAGUUGAUAUGAACAAUGUACCUUGUCGGAUACCAUUUGUUGUACGGAUUCUUUGUUUCUUAUUCUUGUGUUACCUUUUUUCUGUUUAACUGGUCUGGAUGCGGUUGUUGGCAAGCAGUUGAUUUGAUGUUGCAUUAGGCUUCCCCGUUUCCAUUUCCUGUUUACUGCUCUUGUGUUUUUUCUGUCCUGUCCUUUUCUCGGAGAAGAGAGAGUGGGGGUUAUUCUGCGUGCAAUGUUAUCAUGCAUAAUGAUUGUCUUGGUGAUUUUACCUUUAUCACUGUCAUUUGUCACCUCCAACUACCAGGUUGAUUGCUUUUUCAGGGGGGUGAAAGCCGCGCGUGUAUCUAUCAAGUUUUGCAGAGUCGAGGUGGGAUUGGGAGCAUGGCUUAAUACGAAUGAGAUGUUCAAUGCACUGUUGCAGCAAACAACAACCGACAUACGACUGAGGUGUUAUUGCAAUAAAUAACAGGUUGCCAAUUACCCCCACUGAGUUGCCGCGUGGCAAUUAUAACAACUCAACGUUGACAAACCUGUUAUGAAGCUGACUCUGGGCAACCUGACCGUUUGGAGGGGUUUCGUGGAGAUGCAAGCAUCAUGGGACGCGUAUGAGAAAGCGCAAAUAGUUAAAGCCGGGGUUUAAUUCCGUAACUGUUACGCGGAAAGAAGCCAAUAAUAAAACAAU